Molecule: messenger RNA, 1473 nt
Organism: Rhodamnia argentea
Lineage: Eukaryota; Viridiplantae; Streptophyta; Magnoliopsida; Myrtales; Myrtaceae
Product: protein S-acyltransferase 10-like
Exons: 11
Coding region: 281-1324 (347 amino acids)
Biological process (GO): peptidyl-L-cysteine S-palmitoylation; protein targeting to membrane
Cellular component (GO): endoplasmic reticulum; Golgi apparatus
Molecular function (GO): protein-cysteine S-palmitoyltransferase activity
Source: RefSeq, a predicted model, not a curated record
AAGGCCAAAAAAAAAAUAAAGAAAAGGGUCCUCCUUUCUCCCUGCGAAGAUUGCGCCCAUCUUCCACUGUCGGCCAGACCAACUUCUCUGGAUCUCUCUGCGUUCUCGAGUCGGGGGGUUCUUUAGGGGGAGCUAUGUUCUUCGCUAGCUCUUAUGCGGCCAUUUUCUUCUGAUAGUUCCGGAGAGAAGUGUGCUUUCCAGGAGAAUUCAAUCGACGAGCUCGAUCGCAUCGGGCAAGCCCCGGCUUCUGGAUGAAAUCCGAGGAUUCCUGUCGAUUACGAUGGUCGAUUUGUGCUGUCCCCUCCGAGGCGUAUGCAACCGAGCGUGCGAGCGAUGCUAUCGCUGGUUCCCCUGCCUCGCCGAUCCCGUUCGGAGGUCGUCGUUGUUGUUGAAAGUGGCGCUAGUGGGGUUGCAUCUUGUUUGCGCGGGCGUUCUCUUUCUAUUUGAUAGGGAUUUGAUAGAGAAAGCACAGAAGGAGCCCUGGUAUAUUGCUUUAUAUCUACUUCUCUUUGUGGCAACUUUGAUUCAGUACUUCGUGACGGCUUGUUCUUCUCCUGGAUAUGUCCUUGAUGUGAUGAGAGCUGUCAAUGACACAAAUUCCAUGUUCACGAAUCGCUUCAAACAAAGACAAACUGCUUCUAGCAAAAAUGGGGGCUUUGUAGUUUCAUUGGAUGGUAAUCAGUCAGGGAGAAAUUUGUUGGGAAGUAAUUCCACAUCUUGGUCAAAGAUGGUGAUGGGCUUGUAUCCCCCCGGAACGUCUAUAAGAACUUUUACUUGUUCCUACUGUAAUGUUGAGCAGCCACCACGAGCAAAGCAUUGUCAUGAUUGCGAUAGGUGUGUUCUUCAGUUUGAUCACCAUUGUGUCUGGCUAGGAACCUGCAUUGGGCAGGGAAAUCAUAACCGAUUUUGGUGGUAUAUCUGUGAAGAGACUGCAUUAGGCCUUUGGACUGAGAUCUUGUACAUUGCGUACUUGACAGCUGACAUAGCAAGGGCUUGGUGGAAGGAUGCAGUCAUGAUAUUGCUGUUGAUUUUUCUAUCAAUUUCCUUGAUUUUCUUGUUCCUACUGUUGCUCUUCCAUAGCUACAUUGUUCUGACAAAUCAGACCACCUAUGAGCUUGUAAGGCGCAGACGCAUACCGUAUCUUAGGGGUAUUCCCGAAAGAGUGUAUCCUUUCAGCAAAGGUGCUUGCCGAAAUUUGUACUACUUUUGUUGUGCCAGAAGCAGCAUAUAUGAUCUAGAACGGCUGCCCACAGCACAGGAACUGGAAGAGAAGUCAAGACCAUUUACUUGUUUGGAUGUUUUUACCUGUCGGUGCUGCUGCUGAAAGUAGAGAUCUUCACUGUUUUCUUAAUUUUUUUCCCUUGAGGUGUCUAAUGAGUUUGGCUUGGAGGCAUACUGCCAUUAGUUUUAUUUAUCAUGAGAUGUGACAGCACAGAAACGGCAGUUUCAUUUGUUUAUUGAGUUUUUCCUGUC